Molecule: messenger RNA, 2664 nt
Organism: Fukomys damarensis (Damara mole-rat)
Lineage: Eukaryota; Metazoa; Chordata; Mammalia; Rodentia; Bathyergidae
Gene: Snx30
Product: sorting nexin family member 30
Exons: 10
Coding region: 1-1266 (421 amino acids)
Cellular component (GO): cytoplasm
Molecular function (GO): phosphatidylinositol binding; protein binding
Source: RefSeq, a predicted model, not a curated record
AUGACUGUCUGUGGGGUGAUCGUGCAUGUUGCCUUCUCACGUGGCUCUUGUGGGGCUGGUGGACGUCUUUCAUCUGCCCUUGCACUCCUGGAAUCUCCACCAGUUAAGGAUCUCAUAUUGCCCAACGGUGGCACUCCAGCAGGCACUUCGAGUCCAGCCUCUUCAUCUUCCCUUCUGAAUAGACUUCAGCUUGACGAUGACAUUGACGGUGAGACCAGAGAUCUCUUUGUCACGGUUGAUGACCCCAAGAAGCACGUCUGUACGAUGGAGACCUACAUCACAUACAGGAUCACCACCAAAAGUACUCGGGUGGAAUUUGACUUGCCAGAAUAUUCUGUUCGUCGAAGGUACCAGGAUUUUGACUGGUUGAGGAGCAAACUGGAGGAAUCGCAGCCCACGCAUCUCAUUCCCCCGCUUCCUGAGAAGUUUGUGGUGAAAGGUGUUGUGGAUCGUUUUUCAGAAGAGUUUGUGGAGACCAGAAGAAAAGCUUUGGAUAAAUUCCUGAAAAGAAUUACAGAUCAUCCUGUGCUGUCUUUCAAUGAACAUUUUAAUGUUUUUCUUACUGCUAAGGACCUGAACGCCUACAGGAAGCAGGGGAUAGCAUUGCUGACCAGAGUGGGCGAGUCGGUCAAACAUGUCACUGGAGGCUACAAGCUGAGGAGUCGACCUUUGGAGUUUGCAGCCGUAGGCGAAUACUUAGAUACUUUUGCACUCAAACUGGGAACCAUUGAUCGGAUAGCCCAGCGAAUCAUCAAAGAAGAAAUAGAAUACCUUGUAGAGCUGAGGGAAUAUGGGCCUGUGUACUCCACGUGGAGUGCUUUAGAAGGUGAGCUGGCGGAACCCCUAGAGGGUGUGUCAGCUUGCAUCGGGAGCUGCUCCACAGCCUUGGAAGAGCUGACAGAUGACAUGACCGAAGACUUCCUACCUGUGCUCAGGGAAUACAUUUUAUACUCUGACUCCAUGAAGAGUGUCCUGAAGAAGAGAGACCAAGUCCAAGCAGAGUACGAAGCCAAACUCGAAGCUGUUGCUCUGAGGAAGGAAGACCGCCCCAAGGUGCCAGCAGAUGUGGAGAAGUGUCAGGACCGCAUGGAGUGUUUCAAUGCCGAUCUGAAGGCCGACAUGGAGAGGUGGCAGAACAGCAAGCGGCAAGACUUCCGGCAGCUGCUCAUGGGCUUGGCUGACAAGAACAUCCAGUAUUAUGAGAAGUGCCUCAUGGCGUGGGAGUCGAUCAUUCCACUGCUGCAGGAGAAACAAGAGGCCAAGUAGGCUCCUUCUUGGGACAGAGACUCUUCUGCCUACACGGGUCGUGGCUCUCUGUACUGUAACGUCCCUGCAGUGCCAGAGAGGUGGCGCUGGGAACAGAAGCACCUCUCCUUUGUGUACUUUCUCCCUCCCUGUACCCCACAGUCAUUUCCAAUUAGUAUUUAUUCCUCAGUGGAGUCUGAGGCUAUUAUCAUCUCUCAGAAAAAGAAGCAUACCUCCGGGUUGUGAAGGAACCUACUAAAUGGAGCACUACGAAGGCUUGAACGCGAGGAGCGCCACAACGCACAGCUGACCUGACAUCUCAUGAGGGUUUUCUCUUUGGGGAUAGCCGUGUUGCUUGUUGUGGGAGAGAUGCAGGUCCUGCUUUUCAAGGACAUGAAGGAGUUGUGAAGAGAUGCCCUGUGGCUUGCUGUGGUGACCCAGCAACCCUGCGCUUGACCCUGUGGGCCAUGGCUUGGCCCAGCGUAGAAGGAGGGGUUAGGACCUCCUCGAAAAGUCCUUAGUAUACAGUGGCCUGUAGCUGUGAGUGGCCUGCUGCCUGCUUGUGGUGGGUGACAUGUAUUUUAUUAUCUCUGGUUCAUGUGGAGCCAUUGAAAUCAACGUCUAGACGCACCCAUGCUUGAGUGAGCAAGCCAUUGUCCUUGUCCCUGUGUGAUGACUUGGGAAGCCCCUUGAUCAUGGUUUGAUACCAAAAUGCAACAGAUUAGCAACUUUUUGUGGAAAAUGAAAAGAGGUGCAUUUUUUUCCCUGUAAAGGUCUUUAGUGUUUUUCUUUUCUUUAUUGUCGAUUACAGUCAAGAUUAAAUGUGUUAGGAAAUACUUGUUGUUUUGCAGUCGGAGUAGCUCCCCUUUUGCUGAGAUCAGUGGGUUAGCUAGCCUUAACCCAGCCCCACUUUCAAUGUCUGCUUUGUGCAGUUUGCCUUUAAGUCACCAAAAGCACUUAGCUGAAUACGUCCCACAAUGUCCAUGAGAUGUUUGGGCAGCUUUUUGGUGAGUGGGCUAGUAUGUUGCAUCCUUAUGACCCAGUCAAAAUUUGUAAACUCAGUGUGAAUGUUUUUCAUAAAGUGCUUUAACCCUCAACAUUUCCUGAUCAAGAAGAAAAGUCAGGACUGCAGGGACCUCAAGGUGACAAGGGUAACAGUGAACUCUUUGCUUCGAGAUAAGCUAAAAUUUCAGUUUGUAGCCAAAUUUCUACAAAUUCCUACAGGGCUGCUGGCUAUGUUUAAAAAAAAUCUUCAUUUCAAACUAUUACCAAACUAUUACUUUUUAGAUCGCCAUAAAACUAAUAGUCAUAAAGAAUCUGUCUUCCACUUUUUUUCCUCCUGAAAAUAAGUGGCAGAUGUCAUAUUUGUGUUCUUUCUUUGGUGACUCUUCCCAGUAGAACCGUAACUCUAACAUCAAA